Messenger RNA from Ceutorhynchus assimilis (cabbage seed weevil), 4984 nucleotides. NCBI's taxonomy places the organism in Eukaryota, Metazoa, Arthropoda, Insecta, Coleoptera, Curculionidae. The record is from the annotation of a GenBank genome assembly.
GUCGCUGUCGUAUUCUAUAGCUAGAGCACCGGUUCGCGGUCCGCAGGAGACCUACACCAAGUCAUUCAGUUCUCGGCAACGUGUUUGAAAGUAUAUUGCAAAUAAACGCGAACGUGCGCUCACUGCUAGCAGCAGGUGUACGACGGAGCUGCUGCUACCUUUCUGGUGGAAAUUGACUGUCAUAAUAUACCCUGCUGGCGAAGGGCUUCUGGUGUUUUUUUCUUUUGGAGGGUUACUGGUGUUUUUGUGAAAAUGUUUUGAGUGUAUUGUCGGAUUAUAUUUUGAUUUUGAAGAGGACGUAGAGGAACCUUGACGAUGAUUCAAAUAACUGAAGAUACUCCGCCCGACAUGUUAGCUGGGGCCAUGGAUCUAACCGUACACUUACCUAAUGGAAAAGCUGUGAAAAUGCCUGUGGAGAGAAGUACACCAAUGAUGGAUCUUCUAGUACAAAUCACCACAGCCAAUCAGCUCCAGCUUUCCACUCACACCCUCCAAGUACUAGGCAUGGCCCCAUCGUCAGAACACAACGACAAAAUCCUACCUUUCAAACCGAAUACCCCUAUAGGAACCUUGGACACGCAACACAUUAGGGUUCUGUUGAAAGGUAGAACCCUUCCGGCUUUGAAAUACCCUGCUCCAGGACACCAACCUUUUGAAAGUACUUUUAGGUUGAAGGUGCAUCUUCCAAGGAACCAAUUGUAUGUGACACGUGUUAGCAGACACGUGUUACUAGAAGAUAUUAUGAAGAAGGUGUGCGAAGAGAAGAAUCUUGAUCCGGUGAAGUACGAUUUUAAACAUCCAGGAAAUCUAGACGAAGUCUUAGACCCGAAACUCACUCUGAGUGACUACCAGAUCACUGAAAUCUACGUGGUAGCCAAAGGAACCACAAACCUGAAUCAGGCCUUUUCCGCCGCCGAUAUAAUGGUCCUUAGGAAAGAGGAGGAACGCAAACAGAUGCACAACAAGACUGGCGGAGGUGUUUUCAAUCUUAUUUUCAAAAGAGGAAAAUCGAGUAUGGGUUCCGGGUCGGUGUCGAGCGACAACCGUUCGAUUUCGCCGACGCACAGCGACGAUUCGAGAUCGGUGACGCCGCCGGCGGUUCAGGCGCCGCCGAUCGUCGCGCCGCCAAAGAAAGAUCCGCCGCCCGAACGACCGAAACCGCCUCAAAGGAAACGCCGUCCGGCACCGAAACCGCCUCAAAUUCGAAUCGGCGAAGCAGGCACGAACGAGCACGAAGACGAAAAGAGUUCUUCAGUGAUUUCCAACGAAGUUGCUCUGUCAAAGAAAACCAUCGAGAACGGUCUGACUAUCUGCCAUUCGAGGAAUGGCAGCGAUAGUUCCGGUUACCACGAGGCGUCCAUUUUGAGCGACCACUGCGCAAACGCUUCGCUACCCAGAGCUAGACCGAAAUCUGCUUUCGUCGGCGAUCUACCCGUUCUACAGAGCAGCUCGAAUUUGACCAAAAUGACCGCUCACUCUAGGUCUAUGACUAGCUUAGUUGCAGGUCGAAAAAAGAAAGCAGCACCUCCUCCGCCCCCAGUAGCAGCGUCUCCAGAAAGUCCAGUAGUCGCACCCGAAUCAGAAAAACCCUCCAGUCCCUUAGUUGCUAGUCAAUCUCCAAUCGCCCACGAAUUUCCUGAGGUGCUGGAAACUAACCCUGCGCCAAUACCCAAACCAAGAAGCAAAGUAUCUAAAACUAUUUCUAGCAAUAGUUACGAUGAAGAUGUUAUUAUUGAAGAAAUUGAAGAAAAACUUGGAUUAGUUGAUAUUGAAAAACAUGAAUUGAAUAAACGUAUCGUAAAUGAAGUUGUUUGUGAUGAGAAAUUAAUCAAGACUCCUGAUAAUGAUUAUUCAAUGGAAGACAUCCUGACGAGCUUGGAAGCCGUUAAGCCGUUUAUAAUGAACUCGCCCAAAACCACUAUAUCAAAUCUUCAAAAAUCCUUGGUCAACAACAUAUUCAAUUCAGACGAGUUUUUAAAAGACUCCAAGCCCCCUGCAGUAGUAGGAGUGAUUCCAAAAACACCACCCAACCAAGAAGAAAUUUCUGAUUUAGACGAAGGCAUGUUUACUAGAAGUUCAGAAGCUUUUAAUUACCACAGAAGCGUGUCUUCGGCAAGCAUUUUAGGAGGAUUCAAUGGCGCUGGAAUGCGAAAAUGGAAUAACCACGAGGAAUUAGAUAGUAUUUCUGUUAGUUCUUGUGGAGUUAGAAAUAGAUGGGUGGCUGGUGAGGCAUCUGAUACAGAAUCGAUAACUUCCUCGUCUAAUCCCCUUGAUAGUAUACCCCCUUGUCCCUUGGACAGUCCACCCAUUGCUGAUUCAACUGACAGUGGAAUUGCUGCUGACAAGGAAAAGGACAUCGAAGAAGAUUUUGAAUUCUGCACGCCACCGCCACCACCAGAUAUUUUUAGUGAAGCAAGUAAUAAAGAACCUACAAGUGAUCAAUUAUUAGACAAAGCUUCACCAAAAGAAAUUGAAGCUCCUGAAGAAUUUUCUUCGUUGAUAGUUGAAGAAACUAUUGAAGCUAUUUCUGUAUCGACAGCAGCUACUCGUGCUUCAGUAAAUGAAGUAAAUACACCUGCAACAACUACAAUAACUGCAAAAGUAGUUACACCUACAAUAACUGCAAAAGUAGUUACACCUACAAUUGCUGCUCCUCAUCCAGUUUUCAAAGAGACAACACCUGAAAGAGAAUUAAAAACUUCUGCUUCAUUUACUGAAAUAAGUACAUCACCUGCUUCUCCAGUAUCAACAACUGCAACUCAAGAAAUCACACAAAAAAUUCCUGAGCCUGAAUUGUCUGAAAUAGAUUGGCAAUAUCAACUACCAUCGCCGCCAAAAGCUUUCCGUGAUUCUAGUCCUUCAAUCAACGAUACGAAUUCUAUUGUAAGUGAUUUCAAGGAUUCCGUGGUGACUUCUCCUGAACUAUUCGAAAAACUAAAAUCCUUGGAAGACAAUUACUCGGAAGCUGAUACAUUGAAAAGUGAAGAGACUAGUAUUGCAAGUGAAGAGCCAUUGAAUACAUUGUCCUUGGAACAUUUGGAAAAGAGAAAAUCGUUGGUUUACAAUAGGGAGCUCGCAACUAGUCUUAAAAUGACUGAUAGCAUAGGAAAUAGUAAUAAGUCGGCAAGUUCCCUUGACAAAAAUCAUCAUCACAAUGGCGAAUUUCAAACUAAGCAACCACAAAAACCUGUGAGGACCAGCAAUAUGACGCUUCCAAACUUCAAAAUCACCACCUACGACGUUCCAAAGCAAAACAUCAAAGUAUUUGAAGACGAUACAAUUAGAAGCAACACAUUAUCGCGUAACAAUCCCAAUCAUCAGUCGAUGGAUAAUAUUGCGUUUAUCAAAAAACAAUCCGAAGAAAGAGAAUAUAAAUUCUACAAACCGAAACCGCCUUCGACAAAUGUAUCCAGAUCGGAGUCAUUUUCCACUGACAGGACGUUAGCGAAACCAGUGUCCAGGUCCAAGUCCACACUAACUUUAAAUAAAUACCAGCCGGGCAAACGGGAUGAGACUAACAAUAUAUCUAGGAGUAAUAGCUUUUUUGAUGUGUCUGGAUUGCAGAGCUUAGAGGUGAUGAAACUGAUCCAAAACAAAUUAAAUACACCGCCAGGCUCGGCAGAAGACAUUAACACCGCCAAAACCGAUGCUCAAUCUCAAGUGCCACAAGAACCACCUUCAAAAAUUCCGUCACCAGAACCAAUCAAAAAGUACUACUACAGAGGACCUCCCGCUGUCAACAUGUCUACGUGGUCUGAAAGGCCCAAAGUCCCUGUGGCUGUGAAAGAGGAUGAGGAUUAUAAGCUUGGCAAGGUUUCGUCUAAAUUAAUUGUUAAUACUACUAAUAAUAAUGUGACUAGUAAUAAUUCUGUUGAGGUGAAACAGGAGCAGAUAACGCAGAAUUCUGGCAAUGUUGUCAUUAAAAUUGGUAGUAGUAAUAAUUAUAGUAAAAAUUUGGGACCGAUUGGUUAUAGGAAGCCUUUCGGUAAUGUUAACCAAAACAAUCCAAGACCGCAUUCGAUAGCUUUACCGACAGAUUUCGAUAUUUCCAGAGUACCAGUUGUAAGAUCCGUUGAAUACAAAAAGCCUUUCAAAGAUCUAAACACAUCGAUAACUCAUUUGAACCAAGGCAAUGACGAUUUUCGUUCCUUGCAUUACUUUUCUAAUUCAUUCAAAAGCACUGAAAACUUAAGAAGCAUAGAGAAGCAGGAUAGUGAGCCGAAUAAAAGAGUUUUUAGAGUUGGAAGCUUUAAGCCUGCAGAUAAUCAACAACAACCUGUUGUAAGAGGGUUUAAAAACAAUAAUGAUAUUAAGACUAAUAAUAGAUUAUCAUGGAAUCCUUCUACAACGUACAAUACUUUACCAAGCAAGCCUAAAACAGUUGGGCCAAAUCAGCAUGUACCAUUUUCACAAUUAACAUUAAGACGAACUGAUUCUAGUAAAAUUUAUGCUAGCAAUAAUCAUAAUAUUAUAGAAAAUAACGAUUCGUAUAAUUCUCUACCACCAAAUUAUGCCUCAAAAAUUAAAGUAGCUUCUCCACCUCCUCCACCGCCACCUCAAAUGCCCAAAAUCAUCAUUAAAACAAGCCAAAGUAAUAUGAUUAACAAUAAUGUGGAUCCAAGAGAUAUGCUUCUAGAAUCUAUCAGAAAUUUCGGCGGCAAAAGGGGCCUCAAAAAUGUUAGUGCCUGAUAUAUUUUAUUUUGUUAUUCUUGUAAAUAGUGUCUGUUGUAGUCAUUUUUGCUUAAAUUUAAAGCUCAAUUUUUAUUAAUAACUUUGUAUAUUAUUUUUAAUAAUUAUUUAUACCAAUAUUAACCGACUUAUCGAGAGUCCAAUAAUUGAAAAAUAUACUUGACUUGUUUAGGGACCAAAGGUUGUUUUUGGAAAAUAUUAUUUAUUUGUUAUAUAAUACAGUGUGUACUACCUAUAUAUUUCAUCUAUUACCCAAAAAUAAAUUGAUUAAAUUAAAAUUUUGUUUUUUAUUUUG